AUGCGACGGGUGGUCAGAUACGGAGCCUAUGCGGGCUUGUUUACAGCAGGCACGUACGGGGCCUUUUCUGCCUAUGCGCAAAUACGUACCAAGAGGUGGAUUGCACGCCGUGAAGUUGAAUCAGCCCGCCCUGACGGAAAUGAUCCGAUAGUGCAGUAUGCCGCGAUGCGAUUGCAUGGGCGCUUUGUGAAUCCCUUUCCAGAGUACCGACACCAGACUGUGUUUGAGUUUAUUUUUUGCCGUCUGCUGGAGCUGUUCGCUACGGAGCCUCGCGGAGGUGUGCCUAAGGAAAUGGCCGUUUUGAGGGCGAUGCUGCCUACAAUACAACCAGACUUCAAAGUGCUGGAAGGUAAAACGACUACAUGGACCAUGCCUUGGCCCAGUAACCGACUAACGCUUACCUGGAUCGGUCAGAGCUGCGCGUACGUUCAGCUGCCUGGCCGGAAACCAGUGAAUGUUUUGACAGACCCCAUGUUUUCGAACUCGGUGAUUAGCGAGAAAAUUGGCCCGCAGCGUCUUGUUCCAUCUGCGUGCAGUGUAGAGGACUUCCCCACGCCAGACGUUGUCCUGGUGUCCCAUGACCACCAAGACCACUUGGACUAUAAUACAGCUCGGAAAAUCGGUAAUUCAACAACAUGGAUUGUUCCAGAGGGCGUUGGAAAGCGCCUGCAGGAGCUUGGAAUCACCAAUUUCCACGAAAUGACGUGGUGGGAGAAAGUGCCUUUGCCCAAUGUUGAUCCCGCACUAGGCUACGAAGUCGCCUGCACUCCAGCUAUGCAUUGGUCCGGAAGACGGUUAUGGGACGCCAACCUGAGCCUUUGGUGCUCAUACAUGGUUCUUCGCCAUGGAAAGCCUCUGUUCUUCCAUGGUGGUGACACAGGUUAUGCUACAGGUUUAUUUUCAGGCAUUUCAAAAGUCUACGGCAAAGGAUGCCGGCUCGCAAUGUUACCCUGCGGUGCAUACACUCCUCAAUGGCAUUUGCGAUCCCAACAUAUGAACCCAGACGAUGCAGUGCGGGCAAUGCAGGAUCUGGGGGCACGAAAGCUGGUCGGUGUACAUUGGGGGACGUUUGUUAUGAGUGAAGAGCCGUUUUUUGAGCCCCCGCGGUUAUUGGCAGAGUCUGCCCAUCGCUUCAACCGCUCAGACGAUGUUAUGGCUCCAGUGUUUGGAAAGACUUUGGUGUUUAGAGUUUAA
This is a messenger RNA of Wickerhamiella sorbophila, 1194 nucleotides long. RefSeq names its product N-acyl-phosphatidylethanolamine-hydrolyzing phospholipase D, mitochondrial. The coding region runs from base 1 to 1194 and encodes 397 amino acids. Gene Ontology annotation, cellular component: cytoplasm; membrane-bounded organelle. The transcript has a single exon. The record is from RefSeq and is a predicted model, not a curated record. Gene Ontology annotation, biological process: N-acylethanolamine metabolic process; N-acylphosphatidylethanolamine metabolic process. Gene Ontology annotation, molecular function: N-acylphosphatidylethanolamine-specific phospholipase D activity; zinc ion binding. Lineage: Eukaryota; Fungi; Ascomycota; Dipodascomycetes; Dipodascales; Trichomonascaceae.